Aegilops tauschii subsp. strangulata is the source of this 1332-nucleotide messenger RNA. RefSeq lists its product as uncharacterized. NCBI's taxonomy places the organism in Eukaryota, Viridiplantae, Streptophyta, Magnoliopsida, Poales, Poaceae. The record is from RefSeq and is a predicted model, not a curated record.
GUCCGUCCUCCCAUUCGCCUCGCCCCCACCCGCAUCCCCGUUCCCACCACCACCACCACCUAGCUGCCGCGGCCGCCGCUCCCAUGGCGGAGCUACGGCCUCGCCCUUCCUGCCGGCUUGCCCUCCCAGUCUGCCUGUGCCUCUUCCUGCUGGCCGCCGCGCCGCCCCUCGCGCUCGCCCGCGUGGCGCCCGCCGCCGACUCGAUACACAAGUUACUGCGGUCGCACGGCCUCCCCGGCGGGCUGCUCCCGCGCAGCGUCGAGUCGUACACCCUGGACGAGGGGAACGGCCUGCUCGAGGCGCGGCUGUCGGCGCCGUGCUACGCGACGUACGACAACGGCGACCUGGCUUUCUUCGACACCGUGGUGCGAGGGAAUCUCAGCUUCGGCGCGCUCCGCGGCUGUGAGGGGCUGGCUCAGGAGGAGCUCUUCAUGUGGCUUCCGGUGAAGGGCAUCCUCGUCUCCGACCCUGGCUCCGGCGUCAUCCUGUUCGACAUCGGCUACGCGCACAAGAGGCUCUCGAGGUCGCUCUUCGAGGAGCCGCCGGACUGCAAGCCGUCAGCCAGCACCAGUAUGGGCGCCGUCGAAGCCGCCAGGUGGAGGUAUAGUCCAGCUGCAGGUGUUCCUGGGCUGAGGGAGAGGAUAGAGGCAGAAGGAGAAGAAGGGCACCUGGACCAGAGGUGAGAAUGAGCGUGUGAGGAGAGGAGGAGGAGAGAGAAAGACAAGGAAGACCGAGACAAGUUCACCAGUUUUCCCCUUGUGUAAAAUCAGACAGAACCUGUGGUGAUGAGUGAGAAGUGCUGCAACAACUGAUAAUGCCCGCAGAGGUUGGAAGAAUGUGUGUACUUAAUGGAGAUGUGGGUACCUUUUGCGCUUCUUUUUUGUUCUGUUUUCCCUCCUCUUUCUUUUCUCUCUCUCUGGUCUGUCCAUGCAUGCAUGCUCCUGUGUGAUAGCAGUUGAGUAUUAAGUUUGUCAGUGCUGUGUUACAACUUACAAGCAAGAAAAGAACAAGGUAAAAAAAGGCUGGCUGGGGAGCCAAUUGGGGGCUGGCUGGCAUUUUGUGUGGGAUUCUUCCUUCCUUUGGGAAUUCCUUCCUUGGCUGAGCUGGUGGUGCCAUGCAUGUGGCCGUCUGCCAGCUCAGCAAGGGAGUGAGCUGGCCACAGCACAUAUGGUUGCUCCUCCCCAUCCCUGCAUGUGACCUUCUUGUGUUGCCUGCCUGCCUUGCUGGUGGUUGAGUGCUUCUACUGCUUAGGUAUGGUGAUUAGCCGAGGACAUAAUACAAUAAUAGUACAACACAUGCUACUACGAUUAUUAUUCAACUAUGCCAUGAUCA